AUGGUGCGGCUCAAAUAAUUCUUUGAGUGUAUUAGUAGUUUUGGUAAUAUGCUGGACUGAAUAUCUUUUAAGUUUUUGUAGGUAUCUAUAUACAUCUAUGUAAUUAUCUACUGAUGUACUUUUUGGAAAGAACUUCCAUUUAUUUAAAUUCAUAUUCAACUGUAGUUUCAUAACAGAGAAAAUUAUAAAAAUGAAAAUCGGUAAAAUCCAUCGUUAUUUUUCUAUAAGCCACCGGAAAACAUGAAAUAUGACUAUUUAAACUGAUAACAGUAUUUCAGUUUAAUUACUGUAAGUCUUCAAAUUAUAAAUCUAACUAAAUUCAGUGUGUAUGUAAAUUUUUUCUUUUUUGGGUGGAAAAUUUGUUGUUGUGGAAAAUUUGUUGUUGUUUUUUUUAAUUGAAAUUUUUGGGUAUUUAAGUAAGACAAGACUAGUGUUGUUUUCUUGUAUAACCAGAAUUACAUUGCCAAGUACAGAAUAAUUUCAAAUUGGAUCUAAUUUAUUGCAUGCUAUGAUAAUGUAUAUCAUAUACCAUUUGAUCUGUGUAAAAAUCGUCAGUUGUUGCAAUAUGUUACUCAUAUAUAUGUAUGUUUAUUGAACAGUGUUGCAGCUGGUGAAGCUGGAAUUGUUUUGAAUAUGUCAGCAGGCAUAUGUUACCACACUGAUUUGAUAAGAUGGCACACGUGCAACGACAGAUGUCAACCAACUAAACGAUUGUGAUAUGUGGAGGGCUUUUCUCAAUCCUCAUCUAGUAUGCUGUGGUUAGCUGUAAAUUAGGAAAUUAUCAAACAAUGGCACAGGGUGCACUGUAACUUCACAGGUGUACAGCAUCCUUAAAUUCAGAGCUGGAUGUUGAAAUGUCAUCGUAGGAGUUCAACUCUUUUUGUCUUGAAACAGACAACAACAGAGCAGAGGUUGAUGCUGAAAUUGUUGUAUGAAAUGAGUAAGAAGUUGUCUACAGCCCCACAUAUAAAAGAUCAGUGUGACAGCAUAAUGCCAGAAAGUCCAGAGACAAAAGGUCAAGGUCACACACCAAUAACUUCCCCUACCCCGAUGGCUGGAGGAGUAGCCCCUGGUCUGAGAGAGUCAACCAGACCUCAUUCAAACAACAAUGCAGGAGAACAUUCGCCUGUUCCCGCGGGAAUGAUGAACGGACGGAUGCCAACACCGCCAACAGUUCAAAUGUCAUCUAGUCAGCAGUUACCGCCGGCUUGUGGUGCGAGACAGCUUAGUAAACUGAAAAGAUUUCUGACAACCUUGCAGCAGUUUGGUUCUGAUAUAUCGGCAGAAAUUGGCGAAAGGGUGCGAGCUCUAGUGCUUGGAUUAGUUAAUUCGCAUCUUUCCAUUGAAGAAUUCCACUCCAAAUUGCAGGAGGCAACAAACUUUCCACUUCGACCAUUUGUAAUACCUUUUCUGAAGGCAAACCUACCAUUAUUACAACGAGAACUAGUGCACCUAGCUCGAAUGGCAAAGGAGACUCCACAGAAUUAUUUAGCUCAGAAUGAACAUAUCCUGUUCAAUGCCACGCAAUCACCCCUCGAAUCUCAGGAUACCCCUGUCCCACAGAUCAAUGAGAAUGGAAAACGCUUGUCCCCUGAAACAAGGGGACAUGAGAAUGGCCUAGACGUACAUCCUGCUAAACGACAUCAGCCAACAAGUCCACACGGACCAAAUCGCAUCAGUCCAAAUGGCAUAUUAAAUCUUUCAAAUGGACCAAUCAGGUUGGAGGAUAUAAGUAUCUCACGGGAACUCAGGGAACGGGAAAAAUUAGAACGGGAACGUCUAGAAAAAGAAAGGACUGAUCAUAGAGAUAGAGAUUUUGACAGGGAGCGACACUUUCCAUCUUACAAUUUUGGCCGUUCAGAAUCUGCAUUUGAUCCUCUUGAAAGAUUUGAUGAUGACUGGAGGCAUGUAGAAACUAUGUUAAACUGUAUUAUUGGUAUGGUGGAUAAAACACGACGAGCGUUAUCGGUCCUUCAAGAUCGUAGCUUACGUGAUCGUGAGGAACUUUCUAUAUGGAUGAGAAGAGGUGGUGGCGAUGAUUCCGAUUUAAAGAAACGCAAUCCUGAAACUUGGUUAAAUAUGAGAAACACUGAUGAAAGAAUUUCUGAUGUGCGACGACGUGCAGAAGAAGCUGUACAAGAAGUGAAGAGACAAGCCAUGUUAGAGCUACAUAAAGCUGUUGCUGCAGCAGACACAAAAGCAAAUGAAAUGGUGAGCCAGGAGCGUGCUAAGAUGGAGCGGGCAGUUCAAGACAUUCGUAAACAGACGCGUGAAGAGGUGUUGAACAACAUCAAUCAUCAGGAAGAAAGUAGUGAGAGUUGUUGGAACUGCGGAAGGAAAGCAAGUGAGACGUGUAGCGGAUGUAAUACAGCUCGAUACUGCGGCAGCUUUUGCCAACAUAAAGACUGGGAAAAUCAUCAUCAUGUGUGUGGUAAAGCCUCAUUAUCUGCACUGUCACAGGCGAGAGACACGCCCCCACAGACUGUGUCCCUUUCCCCGCAGGUUCCAAGCAGUCCGCAUCCUCAUAAUUCCCCAAGCCCAGUCAAUUCGGUAUCUUCGGUUAAAUCAGUGUCAAGGUCGAGCACUCCAGCAGAUGUCAAACAAACAGAGGCGCGAGCUGCAGAAGUUAGUCGCUAGGCAGACUGUAUCAAGGAUGGCCUAAAUAUAUUUCUUCACAGACAGACUGUAUUUCAUUGGAUGUUGUUUUGUUAUUAAUGUUUAUGUGCUGAAAAAGUGAGAUCUUGAAGGAAAUGAAAUUUGUUUAUGUUCAUUUCAAGGUAUUGAUGUGAUAUUCUUUUUUUUCUAUUUAGGAAAUUUUGUUUUACUGUUUAAGUUGAAGUUUGCAUGUCAUAGGAACUUCCAUGUCCCUAACACGAGUUCAUGUGAGACUAGACAGAAGUGGUAUUUUUUUGGAAAAGACUGUUGGCAUAUAACUUGAUUAGUACUUAGAAUAUAUCAACUGAUAAAGGGAAACUAAAGUAGAUGUACCAGGCCUAACUUUAGUAUUGUGUGUUUGAACAUACAUAAUGUAAGAAAAUAUACAGGACAGUUAUUAAAGUGGGAUAUGUUAUAAACUGUGUUUAAAUCAGAUUUUAGCCCAGUUUUUUUUUAAAGAUGACUCAGUGCAAAAAAAGUGCUUAGAUAUAAGUUUACAAGAAUAUUUGGUUACUAGUUAAUACAAAUGCUAUAUAAAUCAAGCUGUUACAUUCAUACUGGAACAUACCAUAUGAUAGUGUUAAUGAAUGUAUAUUGCAGAUCCAUGUAUAUUAACUGAAUGCAAGACAAUUAAACGUGCAAUUAAGCUACUGAAGAUACAUAUGCUUCAGAAAAAAAAAUGUUUAAAACUGAGGAAGGAGUGAUGUGACACAUGUUUGAUGAUGGCAUAAAACACAAUAUCAUGAAAAGCAUCAAGUUUGAAAAGAAUUGUAGAGUUGACUUUUUUUCUAAAUUUUGCUUGUGGGGAAGACCUUAAAACUGUAUUUUUCAAGGAAAAGAAAAUGUAUAGUAUUUUCAUUGUAUUUUGACUGUAUUUUUGUGUUUAAAUAAAUGAAUAAAUGUUACAAAAAUAUACAAGGUUGAUUGACUCUCAGACACAUUUAUUUACAAAAUGUGUUUUGUAAGACUGUCUUUAAUAUUUUGACGAAUAGCAAGUACUGAAGGAAUAAUAUAUAGCAGGAAGAAGUAGAAACAUGUUAAAAUUCAUUUAAACAUGACAGAGGUUAUACAUUCUGCUGAAUUAUUUCACAUGGGUGAAGCUAAGUAUUCCAUGCUGUGUAUAACUGUAUUAAAUUUGUGUCAAUUUGGCUGAAGUCAAUGACACUCCAUGCGCAAGAAAUUAACUUUAAAGCCUCCGGAUUAAUGUUAAAUUUUUCGAAAUUUAGAAAAUGCGUUCAUCGAUUAGUAAUUGUAAUAAAAAAGAAAAUACAAAAUGAUCAAAAGCAUUUUAAGAACUUUUUAUCUAUAUCAUGGUCUGCACAGUUCACUAUUCAGUCAGUAAAUUUUCAGUGAAUGCACCUUCAAAUAAUAAAUGGUACUGCCCAAACUGAAUAAUACAUCAGCCCAUUUUAGAAAUUUAGCAGGGUAAAGGUUAAUGUUCAUCUGGAGGUAUGUCCCUUUAAAUAAUUUCAUAAUAUAUCACAGAGCAUACACAGUAAUACUGUGUCAUUUAUUACAUUUUGUUUCUGUUAUUUUUCUAGUUUUGAUCUCAGUAUGUCCUCCAUUACAUUAUUUUAUGUUGCAUACUUGUGUUUUUAAUUUGCAUUUUUUUUUUAGUUGGUGGAUUUUUAAUUUUGGUUACAAGGGUAUGUUGGGAAAGGUAGCUAGGUAUUAACUUUGUCUGGAAAAAUUUCAAGUUCUAGGGAAUUGUUAGCAUAGCUUGACCAUCUAGCAUAAUAGUUUGUUUUAAACAUGGUACUUAAAAUGAGAACAAUUUUGUUUAACCAUAAGAUAGAUUUCUCUCUAAUUUGGCAACAACAACUCAAUCACUCUUGAUUAUCAUUUUAUCAUCUUUAACAUAGAUUUCAAGCUUUCAAAACUGAAGCUUUAAACACUAUACUGAUUUUAUUCAAACUUUGCCAUUAGUAUUUAAAUUAAUUUUCUAUAUAUAACACCUUCAACUUUCUCAUGACAGUCUAUCUAAAUUUGUUUGUAGUUUGUUCAAAAUUAAGCAUGGCAGCUUCCAUUAUGUUCAAAAAGCUAACUAUAGUCUGUGAUUUUAAGGUUUGUCAGAAACGAUAUUUUGGUGAACAUGAAAAUCUUGUUUGCAAGUGAUAUGAUGUACUUAUACUUAAAGCUGGGUGUUAUGAAAAUUGUUUUUUUUUUUAAAGCCUUGACUUUAAUAUUUUCUUCGACUUCUUUAAAAAGUUUUCAGAGCAGAAAGUUGUACAGAUUGCAUUCUGAAAGUAAACUUUUAUCAUAGAAAGCACUUUAUUUCUAGACCCAGUUUUAAGGCGGUUCAUACAAUAAGCAUAAAUUGCAACUAUUUUGUUACUAGACCCUUCAUUUUUAGACCCAGCUUUAAGGUGAUGCAAACAAUAAGCAUAAAUUGUAACUUUGUUUUGUUACCAGACCCUUUACCGUUAGACUCAGGUUUAAGGUGGUGCAUACAUAAAACAUAUAUUGUAACUGUUUUGUUACCAGACCCUUAACCUUUAGACCUGUAUGUACAUCACUUGAAAUCUUAUUUUUCAUCUAUAUUAAACUAAGCUAUCAAUAUUUUAAGUACCAGUAAUCAAGAAUUAAGAAAUGAAUCCGACUGUUAUCAUUUUUAAGACUUUUUGUUUUGUGUUUUGCUUGUUACAUAUCUGUAUUAUGUUGGGGUGUACAUGAAGAACUUUCUGUUCAAAUUCAGUGUUUUUGAAUCAUUUAUAACUAUAUUGUUAAAUGCACAGUAAAUUUUUUCACAUUUCUGAAUUGUUAUUUUUGUUGAAUAGUGCUAUAUUUUCUUGUGAUUCAAGUAAUGCUGUUUUAAAAUAAUUGUUUGAAGUAGAAAUUGAAACUACACACCUUCCAUGAAAUCAAUCUUUGUUCUUCCUGUUUCUUCCUUUCUUCACAAUGUGUAUAUAUAUAAAAGUUUCUUUCAUCUAUUUCUGUUACAAACAGACGUUUUAAAAGCUGGUAUAUUAAGUUUAGAGAUUCUCUCCACUACUCCUUACCAUUCCUUGUUCAUAAAUGUAAAUACCCUACAAUCUGUUACAGAAGGUUCUAACAGCCACACAUUCCAGCCCUUGUUUUAUUACAGCAGCAUGUCCAUUACUGGAUAGGUCUGUAAUGAGCGGACAGUACAACUGUCUUCUUGAUUUGUUUUCAUUUUCCUAUGUGUAAAUUUUGCAGUAUUUCUGUCGAGAUAUUUAAAACUGAACAAGUAAUAAAAUUGUCUGCUGCACUUUUUAUUUCAUUGUAAAUGAAAUGUGCAAUCAGAAUUCUAAGUCCUGUUUGGCGCCAUAUAACAUUCACUGUGUUUGGUAUGCUGUAAAGCACAAACUAGAUGAACAUAACUUUUCACAAUGACUCGGUAAUGCAGCACGGGCUAUAACGAAAGACCUCGUGUCUUUAAUAGUACCAUUAUGAAAAUAAAUUUUAUUAUUGACACUUAAAGCUACAGUAGCAGAUGUGUUAGAAAUAUUCUGCCUGAUAAAUAUUUUCCAGACACUUAAAACUCUAAGAUUAUAAAACUUAAGUUUUAGACCAGUCUCUAAAUGCUAAUAUACCAUUAGUCAGGUUCAGUACUGGGAGAGAAAAACAACCAAUUAAAAACUAGAGUUUUUGAGACUCUUCAAGCUUAAAUUUUAUAACAUAAAGAUCCUUGUUAAAGCUGCAUAUAGAUGACUUUUUGUUGUUAGAAAUUUGUUGCAAAUUAAAAAAAAAAGUUAUUGUUCACAUUAUCCAAUUAAAUGUGUUUUAGAGUAGGGUGUAGUGUUGAGAAUCUAUGAGCUAAGUUAUGCUGGCCUUGACAAUAGUGGGAUUUGUGACAUCUUGUCAUUUAUAUUGUUUACUGUUACAAUCACAGUGUAUGCCACUUGUAUACAACAGUUUACCAGUAAUUUUAUAUUAUCACAAUAUUGCUGGUCACUGUAUCUGAUGUUUGGCAUUCAUGUCGCAGAUUGACCUGUACAAAUUCAGGAUACUGUGUUUUUACCUUUAAGCAUAAUUUACUGUAAGGGUAAAAUAUACCAUUAUGAAGUAUCUCAUAUAUUGUUGUCAUUUUGUGUAUGUGGUCUUCACAUAUAAAAAGUAAAAUACUCAUACAAA
Messenger RNA from Mercenaria mercenaria, 6750 nucleotides. Its product is annotated as protein CBFA2T1-like. Bases 847 to 2637 code for a protein of 596 amino acids. NCBI's taxonomy places the organism in Eukaryota, Metazoa, Mollusca, Bivalvia, Venerida, Veneridae. The transcript has 12 exons. Gene Ontology annotation, molecular function: transcription corepressor activity. Gene Ontology annotation, cellular component: nucleus. Gene Ontology annotation, biological process: negative regulation of DNA-templated transcription; DNA-templated transcription. The record is from RefSeq and is a predicted model, not a curated record.